AUGCUUCAACUGUAUCUCUCUGAAGAUCCAUUUGCAUGGGCCCGUCCCUUUCCCCAAGAACCUUCCAACCAUUUCUUGGCUCAUUGGCAUGAGAUUGUAGCAUCUGCUGCUUUCUAUUUUGCCAUACAAGCCGCAUCGCCUGUAGUAUCGAAAAGAUGGUUUGGUCGCUCCUACACCAACCUCGAUGUCAAGACAAGAUUGAACUUCGACGUCCACGUGGUCUCUAUGGUCCAAUGCAUUAUAUCCAUUUUCAUUCUUUUGCCGCUGUGGAAUCACCCACAUUUCCAAAACAGACUCCAGGACCCAUACUCAUCAGUGUUUGGAUAUAACGGAUACUCGGGGUUUGUGAGCGCUGUCUCCAUUGGAUAUUUUUUGUGGGACCUUUAUGUUUGUUUGCGCCAUUUCAAAUUGUUUGGUUUUGGCUUUCUACUUCAUGCCUUUGCUGCAUUGUACGUUUUCGUUUGUUCCCUUAGACCAUAUUGCUUGCCGUGGGUUCCGGCGUUUUUAAUUUUCGAGUUGAGCACACCUUUUGUCAACAUCAAUUGGUUCGGCUCAAGACUCCCCAAGGGCACAAUUAGCGACCGUGUCAUUCUAAUCAACGGACUUCUCUUACUUGUGACUUUUUUCCUGGUAAGAAUUGUAUGGGGGCUUUAUGCGGUGGCCUUGCUUGCCCAAGAUUUGGCCCAGGUUUGGCACCAUGACCGCUUGAUUUUCGCUGUGGUGACAUUCGUCUUGAACGGCUCCCUCGAUAUUUUGAACAUUUUGUGGUUUUCAAAGAUGUUAGCGAUUGCAAAAAAGAAGCUUAGAGGAAAUGCACCGGUGGAAGUGAUAGCCGAGGCUUCUAUACCACCUGAGUCUGUUAUGGAAGUGGCUGAAGCUGCUGAAGCAUAUUAG
Clavispora lusitaniae ATCC 42720 is the source of this 894-nucleotide messenger RNA. RefSeq lists its product as uncharacterized. Gene Ontology annotation, cellular component: membrane; endoplasmic reticulum. NCBI's taxonomy places the organism in Eukaryota, Fungi, Ascomycota, Pichiomycetes, Serinales, Metschnikowiaceae. The record is from RefSeq and is a predicted model, not a curated record. Gene Ontology annotation, biological process: lipid homeostasis.